AAAAAUCAUAAAACGAAAGAUCUCCAAAAAAUCUCCGACACUUCACAUUAUGCCUUGUCAGUGAGAACAGAUUUCUACGGAGCCCGUAGAAAGAUUAAACAAAAACACCAAAACAACAUGACAGACAAGGGGCUAGACCAGUUUCAAACGGUUUGGCAGGAGCGCAAGAUUCGCAAUCCGUCGAAGCCAAGGCCCCAACAGGAUAAUACGGAGUAUCUACAACCACCACUGGUCCUAGCACAAACAUCACCACAGAAGCAGUCUACAGAGGAUAAACCGAAGUAUCCUAAACCACUACUGAUCUUUCCCCAACUAUCACCACACAAGCAACAGAACCAGCAUGUGCCACAGGAGCCCUCCAAACCAGAUCAACCAAAGCUUCAGAAACCGAUUAUGGUCAUACCACCCCACCAGCAUACCCCAAAGGAACCGCAGAAGUCACCACAGAAGCCGCUCCAGCACCGGGCCCACCAGCAGAUGCAGAACCAGCAUGGGAGGCAGCACCAGCCGAAGCCGCAGCAUCCAACGCAAACCCAGGCUAAGAAUAAAAUAAUAUUGAUCUCACCACAGGUCCAAUUUCGAUCAUCGCCUCGGCAGCCGCAGCCUGAGCCGGAGCAGGCGCAGCAGCCGAAUGCAGAAGAGCAAGAAGAGCCUUGUGGCAGUUAUGAUAGUUACGUAUCAAACACUAGCACCCGGCAGGAUUUGAUAGGUGCGGUUGUGGGAGGAAGAUACCGUAUUCGAACCCGCAUUGGCAAUGGGUCCUUCGGGGAACUUUAUCGGGCCAUAAACCUCAGAGACGGCGAGGAAGCGGCCGUGAAACUGGAGUGCUGUGAUACUAAAUAUCCAAUGCUCAUGCAAGAAGCCCGAAUCUAUCAUGCUCUGCAGGGAGGUGUGGGUUUUCCGAAAAUGCACCACUAUGGAAUCGAGGGAGAGCACAAUGUACUAGUUCUCGAUUUGCUGGGAUCCUCGCUGGAAGAACUUCUUAAUUUGUGUUCUCGCAGAUUCUCACAGAAGACCACUUUAAUGCUGGCGGACCAAAUCCUCGACAGAGUGGAGUUCGUUCACCUCAGGGGCAUCAUCCACCGGGACAUUAAGCCGGAUAAUUUCCUAAUGGGUCUGGGACGUCAUAGAACACAGGUCUAUAUGAUUGAUUUUGGACUCGCUAAGAAGUACUAUAGUUCACGAAAACAUCACCACAUCGCCUAUACGGAGAACCACGAUUUGGUGGGCACAGCACGUUAUUCCAGUAUCCGUGCCCAUUAUGCAGAGCAGAGUCGUCGGGAUGAUUUGGAAGCCAUUGGAUAUAUGCUGCUAUACUUUCAACGGGGUCGUCUUCCCUGGCAAGGCAUCCGGGCACAGACGCAGGCCCAAAAGUUCGAAAAGAUCGCAGAGUCAAAGUCAUCCCUGCCUCUAAAUGUCCUAUGCUCGGGCUUGUCUAUUGAAUUUUUCCUGUACCUUCGCUAUUGUCGAAACCUUAAGUUCCAAGAAGACCCGGACUACGGGUAUUUGAGGCAUCUUUUCAAAAGCCUUUUCCGGAUUAACUAUCUCAUUUACGACUUUCUCUAUGACUGGAUGUGUCUGCAUCGGGAAAGGAAAAGAUUGGAAAUGGCUAUACGGAAAAAAAAAGGGAAGGCGAACGAUAAAAGCUAUCACUGGGAUUGCCGUUUAAUAGCCCUAAAAAAUUCCUCAAAUAUCAGAGAAGAUUUCAAAAAUCGAGACAAGGCAAAAGAACAGUGCGAAAGAGAGUGCGAUAGAUGUCAUGAAAAAUGUGAAACGAACUCCUUUGAAAGAAAUUGGACUGAACGUAGGGACAAAGCUAGAAAUAGAUUUAGAUAUAAUAAUAGAGGUAGCGAUAUAGAUACGGAUCGAAAAAGAGAUACCAAUAGAGAUAAAGAAAAUAAUAAAGAUAUAGAAAGAGACAGAAAUGUAGACCGAGAUAGAGUAAGAAACAGAGGUGAAGAUACAGUUAAAAAUAUAGAUAGGGACAGAGACAGAAAUAGAGGAAGAUAUAGAAGUAGAGACAGGGAAAAUGAAGGAUGUAGAUCUAGAGAUAGACGUAAAUCUGGAGGUAGAGAUAUAUCUGCAGAGAAUGGUACAGAUAGAGCUACAGAUAGAUACAAAAGCAGAGAAAAAUACAGGGACAGAGACACAACUGGAGAUAGAGAAAAGUCUGGGAAUAAAGAUACAGAUAGAUAUAAGGAUAGAGGGAAAAUCAGAUAUAGAGAACGAACUGGAUCUCGAGAUAAAUAUAAAACCAAAGAUAGAGAAAGAGGUGGAGAUAGGUCGCUAGACAGAGAUAGAUCUAGGAAUCCUGACUACGCUAGGAGUAGCGAUCGUAUCAGACACAAGGAUAGAAAUAGAGAAAGACAUAGAACCAGAGAAAGAGAUAGGACCAGAGAUCGAGAAAGGGAUUUAAAUAAGGAGAGAUAUAGAUCCAUGGAGGGUCAUAGAGAAAAAGAUAGAGAUAGGGAGCGAUGUAGAUGCAAAGAGUGUGAUAGGGAAAAAGGUCGAGAAAAGGAGAGAUGUAGAUGUAAAGAGUGUGACAGAGACAAACAUCGAGAUAAGGAGAGAGACAUAGGUAGAGAGAGAUAUAAAGAUAGAAUUAGGAACAGAGAUAGGGAUAGAGUUAAAGAUAAGGAUAGAGAAAAGGAUAGAAAGAAUGAGCGGGAUCGCAAUCGAAUCUCUCGUGACAUCCAUCAUACGAUCAAGAAUCGCAGGGCCUUCUCCUACGACUCGAAAAGGUUUCCGAAACCUUUGGGUGACCACCAAGUGAAGAUGCACACCGAGCGCCGACGGCAUCCGUUGCCGGAUGGGAAGAGGGAUUUCUACCCUUAGACGUCCUAUAAUUAAUUAUUACUUUGUUCCAAUGGUUGUAUGUGGCUGCAUAUUUGCCUUUGACAUGACUUAGCCCGUUUACCCGCCACCUUCAAUCUCCUUUCUUUGCGAAAUCAAUGGCUCGCGUAAUUGGCACCCAAGUUGGAAGCCAGCUGGAAACUUUGCAAACAACCGGCGCGCCAAUAACUUUGUGUAUGUGCGAAUUAAUGUAAGGAGAAACUGAUACCUGUUACACAAUUUACAUCCAUAAUGCAGCCUAGUUGAAAAAUCUGUGAAUAGCUUAUAUUAAAUUGUGUGAAAUUGCAUAUUGUUUUAUGCUUAAACUUUCAAUAAAUUCAAGAAGUAAA
Messenger RNA from Drosophila ananassae, 3182 nucleotides. RefSeq lists its product as uncharacterized. The transcript has 2 exons. Gene Ontology annotation, biological process: signal transduction; peptidyl-serine phosphorylation; endocytosis. The record is from RefSeq and is a predicted model, not a curated record. The coding region runs from base 118 to 2835 and encodes 905 amino acids. Gene Ontology annotation, molecular function: ATP binding; protein serine/threonine kinase activity. Gene Ontology annotation, cellular component: nucleus; cytoplasm. NCBI's taxonomy places the organism in Eukaryota, Metazoa, Arthropoda, Insecta, Diptera, Drosophilidae.